CAUGCGCAACAGGAAACUCCAUGAUCUGGUUCUGGAGCCCAGGGAAGGAAAACAGCCACUGAGAAGAGAGAGGCAGGGGUAGCUGGGAAAUCCAGCAGCAAGCACAGGCCUGAGCAAUCCAACUGCAUAACCUGCCCCCCCUCCUAUCAUCUCAGCAAAGGGACCCCCAGGGGGGCAAAUAUGGUUCCCUGGACACUCUGUGGUCAACGGCUUUCCUAUGCAUCCAGGCACAGACCCUAGUAAAAGAGCAACCCCCCAGUGCCAGCCCAGAGGAGCCUAAGGAGGGGCUGCUGCAAGAACACAACAACAUCAAGCAAGCAAACAAAACAAUAACAAGAAUGAGAGGGAAGCAAUAAAAAAGGAGCAGGUUUUAUUGCUCUUUGUUGUUUCAUUUAUUUACCCCAGUGCUACAAAGGCCUGGAGGGGAAGGGGCUGCUGGAGGGGAGAUCCCUGGUCUGCUGAACCUGCCUGUCACCCUUGCUGCUGCUGGAAAAGUUGAUCUGCUGGAGGAAAGAUGGAUCCCUAGCAACCUCAGUGUACAGUUAUCUUGCAGCUCCAAAGGAAUACUUAAGGAGCAAGUGACUAACGAUCAACCCUGCCUCUUCCCACAACGGGAACACUACAUGCUGUUACUGCGCCAUGCUGGGCCGUGAGGAUCGCAUGCAGACCUAACGCCCGUACUGUGCCGCGAUGAGCAGGUACAAGAGAGAAGAGAGAACAAAAUGAAUGGCGGCAGUGAAAGUGGAGGAGGAGAUAACUAUGGAGGGUUGCCAGCGGUCCAAGUGCCAAUUGGCUGGCAGAGGCGGGUGGAGCCGGGCACUGUGGUGUACAUCAGUCCAAGUGGUACAAUUCUUACCUCUAUGGAUCAAUUACGAGCCUACUUAGUGACUGAUGGAACCUGCAAGUGUGGGCUGGAGUGUCCACUUAACAUCUAUAAGGUUUUUAACUUCGACCCAAGAGCAGUGGUGAAACGACGUAGCGCAGAAGAUGUGAAAGCUGAAGAGGACAUGACCAAACUCUGCAAUCAUCGUAGGAAAAUUGUGGCCCUUGCUACUCUGUACAAGAGCAUUGAGAGUACUCCCCUUGCACUACAAAGUCAAGCUGCUGGAUGUGGCUCUAGUCAAAAUUUUCAUGUACCAUCCACCAGCCCAAAGAUGGGGCAACACCCUUGUUCUCUUGAUCCUGACAUCUUCACCAAACUUAUUAUGGAGAAGGCCCACAACAUGCCUGCUCACCACUCAGAGAAACCCCUGGAUCACAAAUCGGAUGCUUUCACUCCCAGUCCUGGAGAAAGGUACUCUGGCUUACGAUCCAGCCAACGGCCUGCCUUGUCCAGACAGCAUGGGGCACCUCUUAAUGAGUCCUAUGCCUUAAGGAACUGUCCACCAGUGCCAUCUAAUGGCAGCUAUGAGGUGUUUUCAAGGACUCCACAAGCCAUAUCUCUUGAGCUGUGUUCCAGUUCUUUUACACAAGUUAAGUCUUCCCAAAACCGACCACCCUACCCUUCAUGUAGUCAAGAACUUUCAGGCCUGUCCCCCAAACCGUUAGCUCUUAAUACUUGUAGUUAUGUGCCAGGUGGCACCUUUUCCCGUACGCUGGAUGAGUCUUCUCAUGGCUCAAGACGGCCUUUUGCCUUUCCUGAGAAAGAUCCAUUGGGCAUUUUGGAUUCGAACAGCUGUAGGCCACCUAGUCCAAAGCACCAUGUAUUGAACUCUCCUCCUUUAAUUCAGUCUCAGGUUCCCUUAAUGAACCCUCACCCUACUCCUGAAAAUAACCCAGGCAACCUUUCCUCUCCUGCCUUGCCGCCACCUUUCUCUCCUUUCACCCGUAGUGGAGCGCUGACUUCUCCAUCUACCACUAGGUCCUCAAUAUCCUCCAUAUCUUCCCCAGCUGGCAGUGUGGAGCGGUCCCCUCAGCGUUCCCGACACUCGUCUGCCUCCUCUGAGCACUUUUCUGCCCAUACAAGGUCAAGCUCUAGAUCUCCACGGCCUGUCAGCUCCCCUAAGCGCUCUGUGCCCCACAGUCCAAAAGCAAUACUUGAAGGCCUCCCUCCCUUUGGGCAGGCCCAACUGGGAUCUUCUUCAAAUGCCAGCUAUGCCUUAACCCACCAAAGCAAUAAAACAGCACCACCGGUGUCUUUGGGAACAGCGCAAGGAUUACUGGGCUUUCCCCUCGGGUGCAUAUUGGGCCAGCAAAGUAAUGCUUCCUUUCCAGCCAGCAGCCUCCUUACAGCAGCUGCUAAGGCCCAAAUGGCAAAUCAAACCAAACCUGAAGCUGCAGCCCCUAGCACUUUACCCAGCCGAGUGCUGAAUCCCAACACGUUGCUUUCUGCAACUGUCACACAGGAAGGUCGGGCUCUUCCCAGCAGGACUCAGUCCCAAAGAAGGGAUGUAAUGGUGAAGCGCAAAAGACAAAGAAACUCUCCGGGCCCUGAUGUAAGUCCACAGGAUGCUAAUGGGCAUCUCCAUAACCCCGCUAGUCCUAGUGGACUCUCCAAAUUGAAUUCUUGUGUUUCAAAGUUAACAGGAAUUGGGGGGCAACUUGAAGAAGACAUCGGAAGAUCCAAAGCUUUUCAUUCACAUUCAAUUUCUGGUCAUAACCCCUCUUCUCUUCAAAUGCCUCGUUCAUCAGUAGAGGAGUGCCCAAGCCAAAGCAAAAAUCCAAGCUUAUCCCCAGCUUCCCAAGAUAUCAGCAACCAUCUACUUGGCCUUGUAGGGCAAUUAGUCCAGACUGCUACUGAGCAGAACUCAGGGACUUCCUUACCACUGAAGUUACCAUCUGGGACAAAUCCAUCUUCCUCCUCUGGCCGACAUAACCAGUCUCCAGUACCAAAAUCUUCUCCUGCUCCUAACCUGGCACCGAGCAGUGUCACAGAAGGCAACAAUGAGCUGCCUUGUUCUUUGCCCUCUGCUGGGGAUAACUUCUUUUUGGGCCAGGAGCAAGUCUUGCCUUUUGCUGCCACCCCUGCCCUAUUUAACCUAGCGAUGUUGGGAUCUUUGCCAUUCUCGCUCAGCUUGAACCAGCACCAACAACUUUUUAAUCAAGGCUUACUCAAUCUACUCUCCUCCUCUUUGUUAGGAAGUGCAGAUAUUGGCCUCUUGGGACUGCAGAACCCACCUUUGGCCUUGCCUUCUACUGUUGGUGACCCUGAAUGCAGUGUUCUGCAGGCCUUGUUGAUGGCAUCUCUUCUCCAUAAUCCUCUUUUACCACUGGGAGCGCUUGGACUUCCACAACUUGAUCUUCCGCCACAUAGCCAACAACAGAGCACUCUUCUGUCAUCCCUCACACCUCUGUUGGACUCUCUGCCCACUACACAGACUGACACAGCUGAGAAACACGAGGCAUCUCUUACCUUGCCUGAUACUUUCCCUGAAAAUGCCCUCCAGCCAUUGCUCUUCCCUCCUGUAUCUGCUUCUCCAGCCCUGAUGGCUCUGAAUUCCGCACUACUGGCUGCCAGUCUCGGGGCUGUAGACUCCUCUACCUGCCCUGGACAGAGCUGCAUAAAUACCUCCUGCACCGGGUCUGCCUCCGUUACCACAACCACUAAUUCACCUGCCUUAUCAGAGUGCAAACUCCCUCCAUCCGAGCCACACAGCCCCUUCCACCUCCAGCCAUCACAAACACCUACGUCUGGAAGGCUCAACACACUAAUGCCCCCAUUUCUAAACCCACUGCUUACUGCUGGAUUGUUAGGAGACCUUUCUGCACUGAACGCAAAUACCAGUGCUCAAAUGGGAAGCCUCCAGUCUCUUCUGGGGGCUCAGGCCCUGCUACAGAACCAGCAAGCUUUUCUGCCCUCUCUUCCUGGAACUUUGGGAAUGCAGCUCUUCCAGGGACAGUCUCUGCUGCAAGGACAACGCAGCAAUGCCCAGAACCACUCUUUAACAACAUCCGAGAAAGAAGUCAACCUGUCAUCCCAGCCAGAAUGUUGCGAUACACCCACAUCACAAGCUCCACCAAUCUCUCAGCAUCCUGCUGACUUCAGUUUCCCUUCACAGAGAGCUGAUAUGACUAACAAGUCUCACACCUUGUCCCUUUCCCAUUUGCGGCCUGGUUCUUUUAUCUCCAACACCUCAAGUGCCUUUGAAACCAGCCCCAGCCCCAAAGGCCCUCCUUUUCAGGGACCAGACCGUACUGACCUUCCUCCAGACACACCCUCUGAUCCCCCAAGAACAGACUCAUUACCCCCAUUACCCCAGUCCUUGGAUCCCUCCUCAUCUGAGACAGAACUAGAGGCAUCUCCACUGAAAAGGUGCAGACAGCUGACUGAUUCUGUGAUUCCCUCUGAAGUACCUAAUGGAGCUUAUCCAAACUUUCUCCCAUGGAUGGGCACCUCUCAUCCUUCCAACACACUAAGCCUUCCCGAGAUAGAGCUUUCCAAGGGCAAAGAGCGGGGCUAUAGGUUCAAUGGUCGCUCCCGAGGUGAGAGGUCUUACGGUCGCCGGCCGCGUGGUGAUAGGCUCUCCAGCUCCAGGCACUCUUACUGGAGAUAUAAUGGUGAAGACAUUGCACACAAUGAUGGAGAAGAAGCAGGACAAAGCCAGGAACUAACACAGCCAGUGUUGGGGAUCCCUCCAUUUACUCACCACUGGCAGGAAGAGGGAGUACAGCCCAGGGAGCAGGAGGUGGAUGUGCCACCCCAGCUGCUGAAACGCUCCCGUAGAGGAAGAAGAAGAGGACAAAAUUCACAGAGGCUGAGUUCUCGUCUGGAAGCUGUUCCCGCAAAAUGGCCAAGUAUGGACCCUGGCAAUGGUUUAAAUGCUGAACGCCCUGUUGUCCGGCAGAACAGACCUGGCCGUCCUGCCAAGAACAGAAGACGAAGGAUGAUUUAGAAACGUUUACCUGCUCUUAUUUCCAAAACCUGUGUCUGCUGAUCUUCACCUCAAGGGCACUUCCCAGCCUUGCCUGGCCCACUGCACAUUAUAUUCUGCAUAGAGAUAGCUAGAGGCAGAACUUUUAUUUAUGCUCUUCUCUUUUUAAAUGCACCAAGAUCACCCAUCUGACAAGCCGCACUGGCGAAAAAGCAGUCCGUGUUCUCAUGUCUGGGUUAGAGAAUAGGUUUGUACACCAAACAGCCCCUGUUAGUGUCAGUAUGGUUUGUGACCUUAUAUCAUUUGGACCUUUGUAUGAAAUAGAGGGACACUUGAGGUCAAGAUACUUUGGAGGUUAUGAAACUUAUAUCCAUUAACAUAUUAAGUUAUUUAAAAGACCCCACCCAUUUUUUUGGAAGGGGGGCAAUUGCAUAUCACUACGGUUUUAGAGGGUGUCAUGGCAGAAACAGGUCACUAUUCCCUGUCCUGGUCUCAUAUCUUUGUAUAUAUACAUCUCUGAGUUGGGUCAUGUGUUUUCACAAUACAAAAUGGGUUAUGGAGAAACACUGUACAAAGGUGUAGUUAGCCAGUGACUCUUCAGAUUGUAUUACACUACAACUCCCGGAAUGCUCAUUCAGCUGCAGAACUGGAGCAGCAUACUGGAAGUAGUGGUAUACACGCGGCUGGAGGAGCUGCUGGCUGGCUGCACCUACUAUGAAAAGCUGUCACUAUAAGAGAUAGAGCCGUAAGUAGGCUCUCAGAAGCACAAUCUGCAUUAUCCACAUGAUUUCUUUUUGACCAUUACACUAUUUUAAUUUAUUUAUUCUUUUUUGUAUGUAUGUAUGUAUGUAUGUAUUGUUCCUUCCUUUUUCUCCCCCUUUAUUUCUACAUUCUGGUACAUUGGGCUUAAAGCUUCACUUAAAAAGGCUGUGGCGGUCCUGGUCUCUCUGCACAUAUCACGUUUGUUUCCUUCCUCUCCCGCUUGUAUGCAGCAUGUCCCCACAGCCACUGUAAUGUAAUCAUGCAUCUUGUGUCUUAUGUGGACCCUCUUUGUAUUUGCAGUCUCAGUAUCCCAAUAUUUCUAUACAUAACUGGCACUAUAUAUUUGCAGGGCAUAGACAGUUUGUUAGGGUGCAUCUCUUAGCCAUUGUGUUUCAUGUACUGUUAAUUACAUUGCAUAACCAGGCAAAUAAAUGGGCGGAUGCCCCUCUCCAUAAUCUAAAUGAUACCCCUACAUGAAACAACCAACAAGGGGGUAAAUGUAAUAUCCCGCAACUUGCAGGCAUCAUCGAGGGACCGACAUGUCUGCCCAAUGUUUUAAAGAGGCAAUCAUUUAAAAAGGCAAAACCCACCUGGUUUUGCUUUUAAUUUGAUUGCUGCUUGAAAACAUCAGGCAGAUUCGUCGGAAUCUCCGUGAUGCUGCAAGUUGCAGGUUAUUACAUUUACCCCAAAGUUUUAAUACAGAGCAUGGAACUUUUAAGGGGACUUUUAAUAUCCUUUUCUAAUUUUUAAUUAAAAAUCCAUGGUGGGUCCGCUAUAGAUUACCCGAAAGUAACUCAUGUAUCUUAAAUGGCCAAAUAAUAAGGAGCAAGCUUUCAUUAACUAUAUGUUUCCUAUCCAAUAUUUUAUCACAUUAAGGUUUUAAAAGCACUUUGUGAACUGUGUGUGUCUGUGAAGGCUGGGUGCGCUGUUUUAGUUGUGAGUGCUUGUUACGGUGUUGGUAAUACUCCCUACAUAUAACAGUAACUAGUUUGUACAACUUGUACAGACAAACAAAAUGGCUGCACCCUCCUACUUCAGUGCUUCUGUUUUCCAGUAUUUAGAGCCUGAAACUGCAUAUCGGAGAGAUGGGCUGAUGGAAAGAAUAUUAUGUUUUUAAAUUUGAUUAAUUAGGAUUAUUUUUCUCAAUUAAAUUUCCUUUUUAAAUAUGCCAUAUGGGGUUUAUCAAAAUAGCCGUUUCAAUUUACCCUGGCAACAUACACUUAUGGUCUGUAGGUGAGCAGUUAGCUGUUGUGUAUAUGCAUUGUUUCAUUUGCAAAUUACAUUGAUACAAUAGCAGUUAGUGAUUCCUAUAAGUGAGAUCCGACACUCAAUGGACAUGUCUGACAGACUUGGAUUUGUUGUGCAAAAAGAUGUUAUAAAAUCAAAUGUCAAAUUCCAUUAUCCGCGUGAGUUAUAUCAGAUUCUCAGCAUAUUAUGCUACAAGAUUGGGUGGCCUUUGAACCAUUUAUUUUGUAGCUGUGCAAAGUAGUCUACGUUUCAAAAGAAAAAAAAGAUAGUUUGUACAUUCUUAUAACAGAAUGAAUUGUGACUAGAUAAUCUUUUAGGGGACGAUUCAGUUACAGGAGCGCUGCCAUCAGCACUUUGUACUGCGCUGUAUGGUGGUCUGAUUGCACUCGCACCUCCAUAGGCUGCGAGCACAAUCCGUUAAUGCGCAGGUGCCGCCAGAACAGGUACCGGCAGAUUCUGCAGCUGAGAGCAUAUCUAAUGACUCUUUCUCCCUGUCAUGUACAGAUGUUUUCUGUAGAAAAGAACAGCCAUUAUUAUCAAUAUAUUUCUUGCAUAAAUUAUUUGUUUACCAUUUGAGUGAAAGCCGUUACAGAUUUAUCUUACAAUUUAUAACAGGAACCUGUUUCUAUAACAGGAUUACCCCAACCGGUCUAAUUAAUUUGAAAAUAUGUAACUUUUUAAAAUGGACUAAUCUAUUAAGCACCACUGUGAUAGCGGAGGCAGGGAAGAGGGUAGGCAUGCUCAGUAUCUUCUGGAAAAAGAUUAGAAAGAAAAUAUAUCAUUUUCAUUUGUGAUAAAAUAUAAUAAUUCCCAGCCAAAUCGUCAUAUAGUAAAAUAAGAGCCACUUAACUAGGUAGUAGUAAUUGCAUUUUAAGAAGAUAUAAGUUAAAUGGGUGCAGUAUGAGUUGCCGGUGGCCGGGUCCCCGGUGGCCAGCAUACCGGUGCCGGGAUCCCGACCUCCGCCUUGCCGACAGCAGGGUGAGUGCAAAUGAGCCCCUUACGGGUUUGCAGCGCUCACCACUCUGCGGGCACAGUGGCGCACUACGCACACCACCCUAUCUAUUCUCCCUCCAGGGGGGUCGUGGACCCCCAAGAGGGAGAAAGGGUGUCGGUAUACCGGUUGUCGGGAUUCCGGCGCCGGUAUACUGUGCGCCGGGAUCCCAACAACCGGUAUACUGAAUACCACCCAGUUAAAUAUAUAGGAGGGAAAACCAGCAGUGUCAACAAAGGCUGAACCUUAUUAAUAUUAACUAUUACAUAUUAGAUAAUCAAUAGAAAACGUUUUUAAACACAAUAUUAUAUAAACGUAUUCAAUAAAUACUUAUUUGACCACACUGAGAUGCUGAUGGAAUAUAAAUAAAUUCAUACAAAAGGUAUAAUUAAUUAUUACAUAAGUUCCUAUGUCUUUCUCUGAUAAACCCCAUACGCCUACAUUUAUUACUGCCUUAAAACGCACAUUUUCAAAUAGAAUCCCUGACCUAACUUCUUUACUUAUUUAUACUUGUGUAACAAAGAGGUAAGAGGGCCAUGCCGGCAAUAUUGCAGUCUCCUGGAAUAACAUAUAAUAAUAUACCUGUUAAAACUAAUGGUUCCCACUCUGUAAAUAGUUACAUCCUGGUUACCAAGUGUUGCUGAAGUAGACAGCAAGUUUAUGGGAGAAGUCAGGCAGUCCCUAUCUUUGCCUAAUGCAGGUAAAUAAAGAAACAUGGACACACACAAACCACUAUCAUCCUACAAAUGCAGAGAUUCCAUAAAAAGCGCUGUACAAAAACAAUAAUAAUAAAACACAACUCUACAGUUCUGUAAAUAUGCACAAAGUUUGUCAAUAUGGCAAAAGACAUAAAAUGGUAAAAUUUCAACACGCAAUAUAAAACCCUGAAACAAAAGCACAUUCCCAGACACCUCUUCAGUGUAUAGGGUGGAGUAUAGAAUCGGAUGUAAGGAUUGGGAACUGUAUUGGCUAAUAGUGGCCCACAACCGAGAAGCAGCUGAGAUUACAUAGUCGUUUUCAGAUAUCUCUUAAUAACGUUACUACGUUUACACAGCCUGAAUCAGGAUAUAUUAACCACAGACAAUGCUAUCAAGUAAUUAGUGAUUACAGCAACAGCCUUCUCAAAACUGGAGCAAUCAGUCAAUGAAACAAAAUAUGAGGGAUUGCGCUUUGCAGCACCUUAUAAUUAACAAUAAUAACAGCUGCUGAGGAACUAGACAUCCCAGCAUGCCCUUCCACAGUAUGUUUGUACAUGCUAAAACUGUGGCAGAGCCUGCUGGGAUGUGUAGCUCCAUAGCAGCUGGAUGGCCACAUGUUGAAUACCACUGCCUAUAGCACAACUAUGCAUCCAUAAGCACUGGUCUAGCCAAAUCUGUAAACAAUGAUGAUAUGUAUGUAUUUAUAAAUGUAUAUAUGUGUGUGUACAUAUAAAUAUAAUGUAUAUUUAUUUAUACACACAAUGCUCAUACAACUGUUCACACUAUAAAACAAUGGUGUCUGUGGCUUGAGUGGAAAGUGGCAGUACACAUCUUUGCCAUCACAGUACUCCAUCCACGAGAGUAUUUGUCAUUAUUAGCAUUGGUACUUACACCUACCCCAUGUUAGGUGGAUGAGAUGGGACUGAAUUUAGCAUCCAAAAUGGGAACAUAUCACUCAGGAUGGAAAGUAACUCUGGCUACACUCCCAUGACACACCCACAAAAUGUUGUCACCCAUUUAUUACCCAGCAACUCCCAUUUAGCGAAUGAGAUGUGAACCACUGAAUCUCGCGUACAUUCGGAAAGAUGCUUAGGCCGUCUGCAACAUAUGCACAGUAUGGAAGUAACCGAUAGGUGCUCCCGAACUUUGAUAUGCAUGUGACUCUGUCCCGUAGAGUGUUUCUCAAAAUCCACAAAAAAAUAGGUAGCAAUAUUUAUGGUUUUACCAACACUUUUAAAAAUUGUUUAAAUAUAUAGAUGAUUUUGAAGAUGAUCUAAUUUUACAAGCGUUUUAAGAUAUAGGGAAUAUGGUAACCAUGUAUAAUGUGUCCUGACGGCAGAAAGCUCCCUUCAUCCUUCUCACCUACCUGUGACGCCCUAACGCAAUCCUGGCACUUCUAGUUGUUGUGUCUCUAAAAACAUUUAUUCUAAUUGUCCUGUCUGAGUACAUGAACAAUUUAUUGUGGAUGCAAAGUGAAAUUGUAUUUUGAAUCAUGGAUGCAGGGUGUCAGGCAGACUUUCUUCAGAGCAAGGAAAGGAAGAUUUUGAGGCAAAUUAAAUGGGAUUCGUUAAGAGCAGAAUUAAAGUAGACUCCCACUUGGUAUUUCCAACAGGAUGUAGCCGCUUUUCUCUAGUAGAAAAGGAUACACUCACCCCUUCUCAUCACCUGUAAUCAACACACCACAUUUCUGUAGCACCAGCAGCUACUGAAUGCCAUGAAGUGCUCUGUAAGACAUCUAGGACAUGGGGUCCAUGUGGCUUUGCAAGGGUAGGUUGAUGAUCUUGUGGGAAUUUGUACCUGGAGGGAUUGCCUGUUGUUGGUGUUAUUGGUGAAUCCAGUGGCGAGAUGUGGUUGUGAAUGUAGUGGCAGUGCUUGUUUUCAGUAUUGUCAAAAAACAUCCCUCUAAAUAGCAACGCAGUAAUAAUGACCAAUCUACUUUUAGGUUAUUGAGACUAAACUUCUCCAAACUGUUGCAUGUGGGGAUAAAACAUUAAGCAAGAAUGAUCAAUAUCUUGAUUGACAGAUGCAGCCCAGGCCUGUCUGAUGUGUAUUGAAUAAAGUUUCAUGUGAUAAUAAAAGGGCUUAUAUUGCAAUAACAGCUUCCGGGCGCACCCACUCAGUCCCCUAAAUAAAAUUUCAACCCUGAUUUUAGUUCAAUGCAGUAAUUCAGGUUGUUGAUAGUGUAAUGUUUCUUCAAGUGUACCAACUCCCAUCUAACAUAUUCAUUCUAGAAAGAAUUGGAACAAAUGCCACACAAUCUUCUCUGUGUAGCUCUAUUAUAUAACAUUUCCAGCAAACCUUGGAUAGAAACAUAGGACCGGAUGUAAUGAAGUCUAAGGUCAGCGGCCGUGCGGGAUGCCGGCUGAACUCUGACCUUUUUUUUUUUUAAGGGGAAAUCAUGUACAAGGCAAAACCAUGUCUUGUAAAUGAUUGCCCCUUUAAAAACCUCCAAGUUUGGCUGGGAACCUGCAGCUUUGGCCAACUUGGACUUUGACUACAGAUACGAACCCCUUGGCCCAUCUAGUCUACCCUAAACACAUGUACAUGCACAAACUUACACACUAGGGUUAAUUAUUUUGUUGGGAUACAUCAUGGUUAUUCAUGAGCACCUGCAGACUAUCACUAUCAAAAUGCCAUUGGACUGUCUGAGUACAAUUUUGUAUUGUUACUCAUUGACACAUAUUUCAUUAUUUUAAGGCUUCAAAGAGUCAUGCUGGUACAAUAUUUAUUACCUGUUAGUAAUGGGAUGCAGUGUAACUUGGCAGCCAACACACACAUUACAAUCUCUGCACAAAUUUCAACAAUAUUUCCAAACUUUCUGGAACAGUUCAGGAAUAUAGCCAUUUCUUAUAUGUCUGCUGUAUUUAUUUCCAGCUUGUUAUACUUAUCUUUAUUUUAUCUUUCACUGUCUAGUUUGAUAGAACAGGCUACCCCUCCUACAAAGAUGAUUAGAGGAUAUCCGUAUGGAAAGCUAGCCAAAACCACCUUGUGUUUCCCAACUCUAUAAUGUUAGUGUAUCUACAGAUGAGAUAAGCAGAAUUUUGUCUGACCCAAACCCCCCUGGCAUCAUUACUAGGCGUAUGCAUUAGUCAUAUGGUUAAUAAGUGCUACAUAAUGUUUGUAGGCCAGGACCUGAUCCAAUUACUAAAAGUUAACAUGUUAAACAUGCAUUGUGCACCUAUUUAAACAGUAAGAGUUGGUACCAAUCUGGUCAAGUAUAGCUGCUGUAAUGGACAAGUCCAUUCUUGCAGAUGACUGUCAUAAUGUCUAUAAAUGCUACUGCCCAAAUCACAGGAUGUAGCUUUGAUGCCCAAUUACUGCACACUACAACUAGUUCAAAAUAGACCAAUAGACUAGUCCAUAUUCUCCUUCCUAACUGAUGGAGGAUGCAAAGCACUUCUCUACUAACGCAUUUCACACCUCUUCAGCAGGGACAGAGCUAAUGUGUACACUCAAUUAUGCAAAUGUGUAACCUGUUAUUUGUGUUUGUAAAUAUUGUAUAGUCCCAUUUGUCUUGUUUACUUAUGAGACAAGAAAAGAAACAAUAUGACAACAACAAAAUUUUGUAUCAAUUUCAGCCUUUUCAUGUAAAAUAUUUUCCCCUUAAGUUUUUAAUAUUUUUUGUACAAAAUAAAAAAAGGAAAAACAAGACAAACUUUUACAAUUGUGAAUUUUAGCUUUUUAUAUGGAAGUUGACUUUAAUUUAACAGAUGAAAAUAUUUUGAAACAUUUUUAGAUUUUAUGUUUUCUGAUCAUUGAGGGGUUGUUUUAUUUUG
Pseudophryne corroboree (corroboree frog) is the source of this 12286-nucleotide messenger RNA. RefSeq names its product methyl-CpG binding domain protein 6 (gene MBD6). The record is from RefSeq and is a predicted model, not a curated record. The transcript has 13 exons. Gene Ontology annotation, cellular component: nucleus; chromocenter. NCBI's taxonomy places the organism in Eukaryota, Metazoa, Chordata, Amphibia, Anura, Myobatrachidae. The coding region runs from base 723 to 4832 and encodes 1369 amino acids. Gene Ontology annotation, molecular function: DNA binding; chromatin binding.